GUGAUCUCAAACACAACUGCCCAGCCCCGACAUAUCGCUGCCUAACAUAACGUCUGAUUUACAAGCGCGUACUUGUAUCGCGCUGACGCGCACUUCCAGACGCCUUCCCCACCCCUCGUUUCUUUCCUUCAUGUACUUCUUGGCGCUACCCGCCGACAUCCUCCUGAUAGUCAUCAAAGAUCUCGAUGUGAAGGGUCUCGUUGCGUUGUCAGAGGCGUGUCAUCUUCUCCGCCGUCUAGUGCAUGAAUAUGGGUGGAAGAGUCACAUCAGACUAUAUCCCCGCCCCUCCUACAGCAUGGCCAAGGCCUUGUCCCAAUGGUGUCCGGGUGCGCAGAUCAAGUACCACACCUUGUCGGACAAAGCUUGGGCGCGGACCACAUUUGCCGCCCGGCCUUUAUCACGUCCAUGGCAUGGCAAACUCCAACCAUUAUUAGCGAUUAACAACUCCAGACUAGUGGUCGCCGCUGGCCAUAUACUAUACUCAUACGCUUUUACCACUUCUGGGGGUGACGGCAUCACUCCCGGCAUGCGAUUUGAGUGCUCGUACUCGCUUCUUCGCCCCCCAGAUUCCUCUAAGCACGAUAUCACGGCCGUCGUGUUUCUCCCCGACAGGGGUGAUCGCACGCUAUUCGUUGGUUUUGUUCACGGCGCCUUAGAACGCAUUUACUUGCCACCUAUGCAAGAUGGCAGGAAGGAAGUCACCAUCGAUCCCGUCCUACGGACACCAUUUCAUUACCAUCACGGAGACAUCAUUGAAUCCCUCUCGAUCACAUCCGAUCUACUUCUCUCACUGACUGAGAAUGGCACGGCAGGCCUUCUCAACUUAUCGUUCCCCACUCCCUCCCCACACAUGAUCGAGCUGGGGGAACGCGGCUGGGCGGCGUACCUCUCAACUCAAUCAUCGACCCCCUACGCUGCAUUUGGCACAUCAUCGGAUAACCCUCUCGCCGUGCACACCAUAACAAACUCUGAGAUCUCCGCAACGCCCUCCUCCAUCCUCUGGUCCUCUGUUAAGGACUUCGAGUCUGAGAGGUCGUCCGCUGUAUAUGGCAUCUCAAGCACCCCGCCUGGGUUUCCCUGGGGUGCAUCCGAUAAUAUUUUAGUCUCAGGGUGGUAUGACGGCUUCGUGCACGUGCACGAUCUGCGAUCACCCACCUGCGUCCCCCGCCUCAACAACAGCCCUGCUCCCCUCUUCCCUGUUCUAUCCCUCUCCGAUCCGUGGUCAUUCGAGCCCGUCUACUCUGUUUCGUGCGGCGGGGGAUCAUCAAGCCACAUAGCAGCCGGAACAGCCAGACACAGUGUCGUGGCAUUUUGGGACGUUCGCAGUCCUAAGACUGGGUGGAGUGUCCACGCGCCCGGAAAUGAUUCGUCUCCGGUCUACUCGGUCAUCCUGGAGAGCUCACGCCUGUUUGGCGCGACACAGAGCCGUCCUUUCGUGUACGAUUUCGGCCCGGGUGUCACCCCUGACACAUAUCCCCCUCUGCCCAGAGUGCAUGGGGACGAUGGACUAUCGUACAAAAAGGGUUGGAAUAAUGUUGGAUUUUACGUGACAAAGUAUAGCCAUAGAACGACUCAAUUACCAUAAAUUUAUCAC
This is a messenger RNA of Heterobasidion irregulare TC 32-1, 1594 nucleotides long. RefSeq lists its product as uncharacterized. Bases 131 to 1585 code for a protein of 484 amino acids. The record is from RefSeq and is a predicted model, not a curated record. The transcript is spliced from 2 exons. NCBI's taxonomy places the organism in Eukaryota, Fungi, Basidiomycota, Agaricomycetes, Russulales, Bondarzewiaceae. Gene Ontology annotation, molecular function: protein binding.